Molecule: messenger RNA, 4698 nt
Organism: Lactuca sativa (garden lettuce)
Lineage: Eukaryota; Viridiplantae; Streptophyta; Magnoliopsida; Asterales; Asteraceae
Source: RefSeq, a predicted model, not a curated record
UUUGUUGGUAUCUAGUGCAAGCUUGAAAUUUCCUAUAUGUAUUGCAAUUUCCCUUGUUGGGGGUACUAAUGAAUCUUGUAGUUGUUUACAAAAUGGUAUUUGGUGUUGAUUUGGUUAGGUGAACAUCAAAUGGAUUUUGUUUAGACAAUAGUAGGGAUGUUUAUGUGGGUUAAUCAGAUCGAAAUCAAGGGUUAAAACACACAUACACAUUACGCGGUAUAUAGCUCCAAAAUCAACUCGAAACUUGAUGUUUGAGAAUUAAAAGUGAGGCAUUAGGUACUAGAUCCUGACAUUGAAGCACAAGUGAGGAAAGCAGUUGAAACCAACUUUGAUAACAGAUAACGUAUGGAGAUGUUUCCAAACUUACUGAGAUACACCCUGUAAAUAAGGUGAAAUUUAUUUAAAUAGAUACACAAAAUCAUGGGAAGGGUGAAGAGUUAAUAACCCACAACUCAUAAUGGUUGUUCUAUCUGAACUUCCAGAAGAAUCUUCAUCUUCUUCGUCAACUCAUGCCCAUAGUCCAUCAACUCAUGGCCAUAGUUCAUCAAUUGAUGGUUAUAGAUAUGACGUAUUUUUAAGUUUUAGAGGUCUUGACACUCGUCUUAGUUUCACCAAUUACCUUUAUGAGGCACUUAUAGAGGCCAAUAUCACUACCUUCUUGGAUGAUGAAGAAAUUGACACAGGGGAAGAUCUUAAACCGGAAUUGGAGAGUGCAAUUAAGGCAUCUCGGGCUUCUAUUAUUGUGAUGUCUAAGAAUUAUGCUUCUUCAACAUGGUGUUUGGAUGAAUUGGUGUUGAUCCUUGAGCAGCGUAUCACAUCCAACCAUAUUGUCAUCCCUAUAUUUUAUCAUGUGGAGCCCACACAUGUCAGGAAGCAACAAAGUAGCUUUGGAGAUGCAAUGGCUAAGCAUAAACAGACAAUGGAGGCAGAGAGAAAUGCAAAUAAAAGAAGUCAAUGGGCUCAAAAGAUGGAACAAUGGAAUAAAGCACUUGUAGAUGUUGCUAAUUUAAAAGGAAAUGAUGUCAAUGGAAGGUUCGAGACAGAGUUUAUUGGAGAAAUUGUGAAGGACAUCUACCGUAGAUUAAAAGUACCCCUAAGGAGCGCUCAACCACUACUUAUUGGGAUGGACUAUCAUAUUGACUUUGUCACUUCAUGGUUGAAAAAUGGAUCCUCUCAUAGGGCAGACAUACUCAUUAUUUUGGGUAUGGGUGGGAUCGGAAAGACAACUUUAGCUAAAUAUGUCUAUGGGUUACAUUGUCGUGAAUUCCAUACAAGCAGCUAUAUUGAAGAUAUUAGUAGGAAAUGUGAUGGAAAGUUUAAUGGGUUGCUUGAUUUACAAGAACAACUAUGUGGUGACAUUUCAAAAAUAAGUUUAACUAAAGUUCAUGAUGUUUUAGCAUACACCUCAAAGAUAGAGAAUGCAGUAGCUCAUAAACAGGUAUUUCUUGUUCUUGACGAUAUCAGUACUCUUGAUCAGUUGGAUGCAUUGCUUGGAAGCAAAGGUUUUCACCCGGGAAGCAAAAUCAUUAUAACAACAAAGGACGCAUGGUUGACAGAGAGUUGUGCACUUUUCAAAUCAAAUAUAAAACCCAAGAAGACAGAGGUAUUGCUUCAAAGCUUACAUGAGACUGAAUCACGACAACUUUUGUGUGUCCAUGCAUUCAUGUGCAACUAUCCUAAGACAGGUUAUGAAGAGGUGUUAUAUAAGCUUGUGAAUUAUUGUCAAGGACAUCCAUUGGCUCUUGAAGUUUUGGGCAAGUCUCUACACAAUAGAGAUGUAGCCUAUUGGGAAGGGUGUAUAGAAGUUCUAAAGAAAGAAACAAGUUCCCCUAUAAAUAAUGUCCUGAGAAUGAGCUUUGAUUCUUUGCCAUCUAACAAUGAUAAGGAGUUGUUUAAGCACAUAGCUUGUUAUUUUGUUGGAAUAGAUAGAGAUGUUAGUGAAACAAUUUUAAAGGCAUGUGAUAUAAACACGAAAUCUGGGAUCACAAAUCUCAUUGACAGAUUCCUUCUUACUAUUGGAUGGAACAACGAAUUAAACAUGCAUCAGUUAAUUCAAGAUAUGGGAAGAUGCUUAAUACGUCAAGAAUCACUUGACAAACCAUGGAAGCGAAGUUGAUUAUGGUGUCAUGAGGAGUCAUUCAAAGUGUUAAAACAAAAAAAGGGAACAGGAAAUCUUGUAGGCCUUGUCCUUGACAUGCGAAUGCUUGAGAAAGAGAAGGAUGCAUCAUUUGAGCUAAAGACAGAUGCAUUGAUUAAUAUGGAUAAUUUGAUGCUACUACAACUUAAUUAUGUGCAUAUGAAUGGAUCCUAUGCGAACUUUCCAGAGGAAUUAAGAGGCUUGUCUAUGCAUGGUUUUCAUUUAAAUUCUAUACCUUUAGACUUGCCCAUGGAGAAUCUUGUUGCUCUUGACAUGUCAUACAGCAGUAUUGAAUCAUUUGUCGGUUCUUAUAGUAAUCCACGACUUGAGAAGAGGCAAAAGGUGGACGGGUCAUGCUUAAAAGACAAAAAGUUGCUUGGAUCAUUGAAAAUUCUUAAUUUAAGUUUUUGUAAACAACUUCGUAGUGUUGGUGACUUUGACCAACUCCCUGCACUUGAGACGUUAAUAGUUAGAAACUGCAUUAGUUUGCUUGAGGUUUGUGAAUCAAUUGAUCAAUGUGUUGAACUUUUCUUCGUGGAUCUCAGCUCUUGCGACAAGCUUGAAAAUCUUACAAAAAUCAUAGGAAUGUUAAAAAAGGUUAAAACUGUGUUGCUAGAUGGAUGCAAUCUAGGUGAAUCUCGAAUCAAGAAUAUGGAUAUCGAAUCACUGGAAAUGUGCAAGGAUAGUGACAUUGGCAUAUACAAAGGAACCUCUUCCUCUACCUUUGUGCGUGCUAUACCAAGUGAUUUGAAGUUGUUUUCAAGUUCUUUAUCAUGGUCUUUAGUAAGUUUGUCGCUUGCAAAUAACAAUUUGUCUGAUGAAUCCUUUCCCAUGGACUUGAGUUGCCUAUCCAUGUUAAAGGAAUUAUAUUUAGAUGGCAAUCCUAUAAAUUCCAUGCCUAGUUGUGUGAGAACCCUUCCUAGGCUUGAGAUACUUAGCAUGAAUAACUGUGAAAAACUGAAGUCAGUUGAGCAUCCUCCACGUACACUAAGCAGGUUAUUGCUCUAUUCUGAUCAACAGCAGUUUGUAGAAAAAGUUGUAUUUGAUCCCGAAAUGUCUCCACUAGAGUUAUCAUCAAACUGGAGGGUAGGUUAUACACCUUGGUCAUAUGAAAUUGAAGGUAUGCUCAAAAUAGAAGCAAUGGUAUGUGUCGAGGAAAAGGUAUUACGUAGCUUGGGAUGGACUAAUGUAGACUUCUUUAAGGAGAGAGGCGUGCAAACUAACUCUCCGGAAUCUAAAAUCCAGACAAUGUGUUAUGAAUUUGGAAUAUUCAGCACGUGGUAUGAAGAGGAGAAGAUGCCGAGUUGGUUUAGGUAUAGAAGUCUUGGGACAUCAAUAUCAUUUACCAUCCCAUCAUCAUCUCCAAAAAACCUUACAGCACUCAACUUCUGCUAUGUACAGACAUUGAAAUCUAUAGAUGAGUGGUUGGAAUUUUCAUAUGAUCCUCAGUUCCCACGUUCACCAAUGAUCACAAUUAGUAAUAUAACAAAGAACCGAAUGUGGAUAUACGAGCGUCACAUGGACAGAGUUAUUGUAGAUGGAAAUUAUUGGGUGAUGUUAAGUCAUUGGAUGUUUGGGAUGAAUGAGAUGGAAGCUGGUGACCACAUUACUAUCACUGUUACAGAGCCAGAUGAUGAACUUGUAAAGGAGUGUGGGGUGAGUCUUGUGUAUGAUGAUGGAGAAGAAAAAGAAGAUGUAUUGGGUUAUUACAAGUCAUGGAAUCACAUAAUUGGUGGAGAUCUCUCUCCUUUUCAAACAAUAACAGGAGAAUACAUCCUAGACAAUAUGCGGUUUUUUGCUGAUGGCAUUCACUUGUUUCCCUAUCAUCGAAAAUUCGUUCCAGAUGGUCCCAGCUUUCAAGAAAAAAAGGGAAUGUGGUUUAGAGCUUUAUCUCCAAGGAAGCCGGACAUAAUUGGUCGCUUAGGUGAGGGUAAGGGGGAAUCUUCAAGGUCUCAUCCUUCACAUGAAAAUGCUUGAAAAAGAGCGGCUGUCUCAUUUGAAAAUAGAUUCAUUCGUCAAAUGGGUAACCUAAUGCUACUGCAACUCGAUGAGUUCUAUCCAAAAUUUCCACAAGUAAGAUGGUUUGCUCCUCAAGUAUUUGAAUUUUUCUUUGUCAUCCACCAUUCCCACCACAAAACCCCAUCUUGAACCAACACCCAAACUCAGUGUUGAGUUGCCUUGAAUUUAUGUUAGACCAUGUAUAUUUGAGUGAGAGUAUACAAGAAGGUAUUGAUUUGUGCUUUUGUUUCAUCUUUAAUUCAGUUAUUUAAAUCGUUUUUCUUUUGUUUUUGUUUUUGUUUUUUUGUUUUUUUUUUUUUUUUGAAGAAUGAAACACAUUGUAAACGUAUUUGUUUUGUGUUCGUGGAGAGGACUCACCAAAUGAUCUAAAAAUGCUUAAAUUUGAGACUAAUAUUAAAAUUUUAAGGAACAACUAAAUAUGAAGAGUAUUUUUCCCAUGCAUAUCUCAUAUCAUUAAUAUAAAUAUGUUUACAUAUGGGCUUUACAGGAAAUAAUCAAAGUGGACUUAAAAUAAAAUAUACACAAAUAAAUAUACAUUAAUA